Messenger RNA from Plasmodium falciparum 3D7, 7743 nucleotides. RefSeq names its product putative apicomplexan kinetochore protein 8 (gene AKIT8). Lineage: Eukaryota; Apicomplexa; Aconoidasida; Haemosporida; Plasmodiidae. Gene Ontology annotation, biological process: allantoin catabolic process. Gene Ontology annotation, molecular function: allantoicase activity. The record is from RefSeq and is a predicted model, not a curated record.
AUGUCUCAUAAUAAUAUGAAAGAAAAUGCUUAUAUAAAUAAUCCAGAGUUUCCAUUCAAGAAGCUCAAUAUUGAAAAAAUAGAAAAGAUAAGGAAAAGUGUAAGCUUAUGUAAUAAAUCAGGAAUAAAUAAUUCCAAGAGUAGGGAACACUCAUUGGAUAAGAAAGUUGCUGAUAAUGUAAAAAAUAAAGAUUUGGAAAGAAUGAAUUCAUGUACAUUAAGUAAAAAUGUAAAUAAUAAAAAUAAAAAAAAAAAUUUUAUUGAGAGAAAUAUUGAAAAAAUAUCCAUGUUAAGUAAAAAAAAUAACAUGUUUAUAAAAUCUGUAAAAAAUUGUAAUAGAAAACAUAUUAUUGGUUAUGACGUACAAAAAGAUGAUAACACAAUAGAUAUGAAACAAAAUAGAGUUAAGAAAAAUUAUGAAUUGUUCAGAAGAAAUGUAUCAACUAAUUCCAAACGCGAUACAUUUACAAGUGAUGAAAGGAAUAAUGACAUAAGUAAGAAAAAAUCUGAAUUAAAAAAGAAUAAUAUAACAAAUAUUGAUGAUUAUAAUGGUAAUAAUAAUAAUAAGGAGAAGAAGAGUACUAAGAAUAUUUAUAAUCAUAAAAAUUCUUCAUAUAAUAUAAAUCAAAAGGGAAAUUCAAAAGUUAAUGAUAUAUCUUUUGAGAGUUCCAGAAAUUUGGAUACUACAUCAAGUAUUAAUUAUAAUCAGAAGACGAAAAAAAAUAUUUAUGACCGCAGGACAUUAAUGAGACGACAAAACACUCUUUUAAAUGAAGAUGUGGAUAAUAAAUGUGUCAAAGGUAAUUUGAAUACUCAUGCCAAAAGUAAGAAAGAUAUAAACGAAUUUAACAUUAAAGAGAAUUAUGAUGGUGAUAAUAAUGAUAAUGAUGGUGAUAAUGAUGGUGAUAAUGAUGGUGAUAAUGAUGGUGAUAAUGAUGGUGAUAAUGAUGGUGAUAAUGAUGGUGAUAAUGAUGGUGAUAAUGAUGGUGAUAAUGAUGGUGGUAAUAAUGAUUAUGAUGAUGAUAAUAAUAAUAUUGAGAAACAUGCAAGACAAAUAAAUAGUAGGCAAAAUAAAGAGAGAUGUAGUGCUGUGAGAAAAAAUAUACAAGAAGUAAAUGAAGACACUGGUCCUGUAAAUGAACAAAGUGAUGAUGAUAAUAAUAAUAAUAUGAAUGUUAUUAUAAAUAGAAACAUUCGUGAUGACAAAAAUAAUGAAAUGGAAAAAAUAAAAUUGAAUGAAAAUUCAAAUUUAAUAUUAUCAUAUAAUGAUAUGGUUAUGCAUGAUAAAAAAAGAAACCUUGGUGAUUUUGAAAAUAUGAAAGGGUUAGAUGAAACAUAUAAACAAGUCGAUUUUUAUCCCUCUAAAUAUAAUUUAAAAGAUAAAAAUAUUAAAAGCAAUAACCAUAUACAUAUUAACAAUGAAUAUUAUAUUAAUCAAGAUAAUCAUAAGGAAUAUUCUUAUGAUAAUAAUUUUUAUAAAACUAAUAUUUCUAAAGAAAUGAAAAGUUCAAAAGAAUAUCUUUCUGAUAGUGAAUUAAGCAAAGAUGAUUAUGAUAUGACAAUUGAUAAAAUGAAUAGAAGGAAAAAAUCGGAAUCAAUAAGUAACCAUGAAAUUUAUAGUGUACAUGAAGAAAAGAAAAAUUAUAUGAAUAAUACAAAUGAUAAGAAUAUUAAUUUAAAUAAUUCUGAAUCAUAUGAAGAAAUAAAUGAUAACUUUUCUAAACCGACCAGUUCUAAUGAUAAUUCAUCUGUAGGUAGAAUAACAAAUGAUACCUUGAGUAGUGGGAAGAAUUAUAAAAAUUUACCAAGAAACAGUGAAAUUUGUAAAAAGAAUGUGACUAAUGAUUAUAUAAAUUUUAUUAAUAAUGUUAGUGAGAAUUUAUUAAUUUCGGAGCAAGAUGAUGUCGAAGAUUUUUAUUCAUCUUCUGAUGAAAACUAUAAGAAGAGAUCAAAUAUUCAACAUAAUAAAAAUAAUGAAAAGUUUAAUAAAUCUAAUGAUAGCCAAUUUUAUAGGAAUAAAAUGUAUGCGUUAAAUAAUCAAUUAAAUGAUAAUAUAUAUUUAGAUGAUGAGAAGAAGAAGGGAACAAAUUAUGAAUUACAAAUAUUAGAACAAAAUAAUGAUGAUGGAAUGAGAAAAUAUAAAGACACACAAUUAAAUGAAUUGACUAAAAAGACCAAAGAUACGUAUGAAAAUUCAAAUUGUGAAUUGAAUAAGAAUACAUUAUCAUAUGAUAAAGAUGUAGAACAUAUUAAUUGUACAGACAAUCCAUAUGAUAAUUAUAAUAAUUCUUAUAUACAAGGAGAAGAAAAUGUAUAUGGAGAGCAAUAUGUAUGUGAUGAUUCUAGGGUGGGAAAUAAUAUAGAUAGAUAUGAUAAUUUAAAAAGUUAUAAACAAAUAACAAAUUUAGAAAAAAAUCACAAUGUUGAUAAUUUAAUUGAAGAAAGAGAAAAUGUGUAUAAUCAUAUAAGUGACCAAAUAUACUUUAAUAAUGAGAUUCAGAAAGAUGAAAAGGAUAUUCCUAAAAAUAUACUAGUUAAUAAUGUUGUAAAUAUGGAAGAACAAAAAAAAAUGUACAAUGAUCGAGAUAAUUUGAAAAAUGUAUAUGACGAUUCUUAUUAUGAAACAAUUAAUAAUGAAUAUAAAAUACAGAUUAAUAAAGAGAAGAAAAAUAAAUUUUUAUGUAGCUCGAACGAUACAUACAAUACAGACAUAGUAAAAAUGUAUAAGAGGAAAUUAUCCUUUGGUAAGGAUAAUAAAAAAGAAAAUAAAUUAUUAAACAAAAAUAUGAUAUUGAAAGAAAUUUUUGGUUCAAACUAUGAAUCUAGUUUGAAAAACAAUAUGAAUGAUUCUGUUAAUAAUGUGGAAGCUGGUGUUGAUGUAAAAGGUAACCAUGAAGAAGGACAUGAUGAUGAUACUAAUGAGUUGGAGGAUCUAGAGAAUGAUGUAAAGGGUGAUGAAGAGAAUGAAGAGAUUGAAGAAUACAACGAAGACAUAGAACAACAAAAUGAUUACCUAGAAGACGAGGACGUAGUAGAUAAAGAAGAUGAAUUGGAUGCUGAAGAAGUACAAAGGUUAAGUAAUAAUUACAGUACAUUAAAUAAUAAAACUACAAAUGAUGAAUCAACCAAACAUAUAAUAUCAAGUAAAAUCAAUGAUGAAGAUUUGAAAAAGGAAAGGAUACAAAAUAUGGAAGAACAUGAAUAUAUACCAUGUGCUAGUAAUAAGUCCAUAUCAAAUAAUUAUCAUGUAUUAUCAAAAUCGGAAUAUGAUAAGAGUUCUUAUGUUUGUGAAUUAAAUAAUAAUAAUGACGAUUCUUUGCUUAAAAGAUAUGAAGAAGGUUCCUCUCCACUAAUUUUAGCGAAACCGGUUUUUAAUGAUAGAGAAAGUGAAAUUAGUGUUAAUAAACAUAUUUUAGGAAAUAGUAAUAAAAAUCUGUUUAGGGAGAAAAGAAAAAUGGAUGAUUUUAAUAAAAAACAGAAAUACAAUGAAGUAGAGAUAAAUGGGAGUGAAAAGAAUAAUUUUGUAGAUAAUACAAAAGAAAUGUUUGAAUAUAUGUCAAGGGGGUCACGUGUUUCGUUAAAUUCUGUGAAAGUGAAUAAUUCAAAUGAUAAUAGGAUAAUUAAACAGGAUAUGAAUGGAACGGAUGAAAUGGGAAAUGAAGAAGAUAUGGGAAGUGAGGAAAAUAUGGAAUAUGAAGACGACAUGCAAUGUGAGGAGGAGAUGGAAAGUAUAGAAGAAAUAAAUAAAGAGGAUAAUACCAUUGAUGAUGACACUAAUGAAGGAGAAUGUGUUAUCAUAGAAGAGACAAACGAGGAGGAAAAUGAUAACGAAGUUGAAGAUAUUUAUGAAGAGGAAGAUAUGAAUGAAGAGGAAGAUGUGAAUGAAGAGGAAGAUGUGAAUGAAGAGGAAGACCUUUAUGAUGAAGAAGAGAUUAUCCAACAAAAUAUAGAAAACGUUCAGGGUGUUCUAAGCAAUAAAACUGGAGAAUGUGAUAUGCGUAAAGAAAAAACAUAUGAAAUUGAAUCUGAAAAAUAUGGGAAAAGUAUUUCAAAUAAGUUUGAAGGUAUAUCAGGAAUUAUGAGUAAGAUGGAUGAAAAUAUAAACACUAAUGAAAGGGAGUAUAAUUUUAAGAAGAAGCAAAUAAUAGGAAUGUGGGAGAAUUUUUCUAAUUAUGAAUUCAGGAAUAAUAAAGAGAUAACUGAUAAGGAGAUAAAUUAUAUGAAUUCAUUUAAGAAUAGGUUAGGAGAACUGGAUGAAAAAAUUAGAAAUCGAAAAAGGAUAUAUGAGGAAAGGAAGGAAAUACAAAAUGAUACUACUACUACUACUACUACUAAUAAUAAUAAUAAUAAUAAUAAUAAUAAUAAUAAUAAUAAUAAUAAUAAUAAUAUUAAUAAUAAUAAUAUUAAUAAUAAUAAUAUUAAUAAUAAUAAUAAUAAUAAUAAUAAUAAUAAUAUUAAUAAUAAUAAUAUUAAUAAUAAUAAUAUUAAUAAUAAUAAUAAUAAUAAUAAUAAUAAUAAUUACUAUGAUCGUACUAAUGAUGGCAAUUUUUCUAAUGGCAAGAAAAAAAAUAUCAUGUCCAAAUAUAUAGAUAACAAUUUUUUGAUAUACAAAAGUGAUAUAUUUAAUGAGAAACCAAACGUGCGUAAUUUAAAAACCUUACCACUGAAUGAAGAAACACUGAAAACAUAUUAUGGGAAAAUUCAAAAUAGUAAGGAGAAGGGUGUUUUAUAUGAUUCGUUGAGUGAUAGUUAUAAUUAUCGAAGGAAAGAGAACAACAUGAGAAGAGGUUAUUAUAUGAAUUUAUAUAAAAAUAGAAAAGCUGAUAAUGAAGAGUGGAAGUUUAAUGAUAUAAGAAAUGGACCAAUGGAUGGCGUUUCUUUUGAUGAUGAUAAAUAUAAAAAUAGAAAAUAUUAUCAUAAAGAAAAAUAUGAAGAAGAUAAAUAUUAUGAGAAAGAAAAUAAUAAUGAAAUAAAUAAUGCUGAAAAUUAUUACAAGAAGAAAUAUAAUCAUUAUAAGCGUAAUAAUGAAGAGGAAGAAGAAGAAGAAGAAGAAGAAAAUGAAUAUAUAACAACAAAUAAAAGGAGAAGGAGGAAUAUACACGAAUUAGAUAAUAUAAUUGGUAAUAAAAAUUAUAAUAAUAUAUUUGAAAUGAAUGUAAAUUCUAGUGAUUAUGAUAGUAGUCUUCAUAAAGAUAUGAAGGAAAAAAUGGGUCACAUAAAUGAUAAAAAUAAUAAUAGUGAAAAUAAAAAAAUUAAUAGUUCAUAUAAUGAUAUUAAUAGCCAAGGUAAUAAUGAUAAUAGUCAAUAUAAUAAUAACAGUAGUCAAAAUAAUAUAUCUUAUAAUAAUAGUGUUAUCUCUAAAAUGGUAUUAUAUCCAAGUAUUAAUGAAACAACGAAUAGUAGUAAUACGGUUGUAUCUAAAAGAAGUAAAUAUAUAUUAAGACAUUCAAACGUAUCUUCUAAUUAUGAUGACGUUCCUAUGUUUUUUAAUUUUGUAAAUUGUUGUUCUAGUGUAUUAGGUUCUGAAAUUAUUUAUGUAACAGAUGAGACAUAUGGGAAAUGUGAAAAUAUAUUAAAAGAUAAACCAUUUAAUAAUAAUUCAGAGAAGGGAUAUUAUGAAUAUAUAUCAAAUGAUUUAUAUAAUAUAUUAAACAAAAAUUUAUAUAUAAAUAAUGAUAAUAAUAAUAAUAAUAAUAAUAAUGAUAGUAAUAAUGAUAAUAUUAAUCAUAAUCAAUAUGGUUAUAGCAAAUAUAAUGAAAUAUCAAGAAAUCAUUUAGACUUAUAUCAAUUUGGAGAAUUUCCAAAAGCUAAUGAAGCAAAAAAGUUUAUAAAUACAUUACAUUAUAAAUAUAUUACACCUACAAAAUAUGAAUGUCCUGGUUGGUUAACUAAAAGGAGAAUAAAGAAAUAUUUCGAUUUCUGUGUUAUAAAAUUAUGUAAACCUACAUUGAUUAAAGGAAUAGAUAUUGAUACAAAUAAUUUUUUAGGAAAUUAUGCUCCUUAUAUUUCUAUUGAAGGUGCAUAUAUUGAAGAUGAAUUACUCUUAAAUCCAUCGUCUUUUUCAAAAUAUGUAGAUGAAAUCCGAUAUGAUCAAAAAAAGAAUAAUUCUUUUAUAUUAGAAAAAAAUACAUAUUCUUAUUACACAGAUGGUUUAAACGACACAGUAAUAAAUGAUAAUGAAAAAAAGAAUGAUAAAAAUUAUAAAAAUGAUACGAAUGAUAGUAUUAUAUUUAAUAAAAACAGAAACGAUGAUAAUCACAAUAGUGAUAAUAAUAAAAAAAAAAAAGAAAUAAAUAAUAAUAAUGAUAAUAAUAAUAAUAACAAUGUAUUGAAAGGUAGAAAUGAAAUUGAACUAACAAUAGAUGGCAAAACAUAUUUUAAAAGAAAUAAAUAUUUUUAUGAACCAAUUUUAAUAGAAGCAAUGGAUAAAUCUGAUCAUGAAUAUGAAUCUUAUGUUGAAAUCUUAAGAUACAAUGAUAAUUUGAAGAAUUUAAAAAAUAAUCCUAAGUCGACAUCAUUUAUUACUAACGGAAAUGAAUAUCGUUAUAUUAACAAUAAGUUAUAUACCUUAGUCGAUGUUACUAGAGAGAUAGCUAAUAGACAUCCUAAUAUAUAUAAUAUGUGUUUGUCAAAUAAAAAUUCUUCCUUUUAUAUUUCACAAGAGGAAAAUACGGAUAUGAAUAAUAUAAAAGGAGAAUACCUUAACAAGGGGAAAAAUGAUGAUCAUAAGAAAAAUAAAGAUAAUGAUGAAGGAAUAAAUAAUAAUACUACAUGUAACAAGUGGUAUGAUAGUAUAUAUUUUAGAAAUGGAAUAAGAAAAAAUGAGAUAAAUGAAAAGAAUGUAAAUACAACACAUAAUAGAGAAAAGGAUACUUUAAAUUAUGACUAUAAUAAUUAUUAUAAUACAAGUACUCUAUUUUUAGAUAAUGAUUAUUCAGUAGAAAAACGAAUAUAUAACGAAUUACAUAAGAAAUAUCAAUGGGUAUCGAUAUUAGAAGAUGAGAGAAUGAAUCCAGGUUUUAAAAAUUAUAAUCAUAAUUGUUUUAAUAUAAAUACAUGUAAUAAAAUAUUUACUCAUUUGAUUGUAUGUUUAUUACCUGAUGGAGGUAUUAAUAAAUUAAGAGUAUAUGGAGAAAUAAAAAAUAAUGAGAAAGCAAGGAAAAAAAAUUAUAAAAAGACUAUAAAUGUUUGUAAUAUAUUAGAUGGUGCAAAUAUUGUAUAUACAACAGAUGAAUUUUAUGGAAAAUCUGAGAAUAUUUUAAUUGAUCAUAAUUCUGAAUAUGUUAUGGGAUGGCAAACAAGAAGAUCAAUUAAUCGACCUUUACGUUAUGUAGAAAAUUUAUCAUUAAAUAAUAUAUCAUCUAUUUUCUUAAAUAAUAAUUAUUGUAUAAUAAAAUUAAGUUAUAUUACUAAUAUAAAAUAUAUAGAAAUAAAUACUAUUUUUUAUGAAUAUAAUUCCCCUUUAUGUGUUUCUAUAGAUUCUUGUAAUUUAAAAGAAAUACAUCCACAGGAAAAAACAAAACAAAUACAAUUCUUUAAUGAUCAUAUUCAAAAUAUCCAAUGGGUACAAUUAUUACCCUUAUCAUAUAUUAAAGGAAAUCAUAUAAAUUUUUUUUCAAUUAAUAAAAUAUUGAACAAAACAUCCAUGAACGAUAAUCUAAUAUCAACACAUUUACGUUUAAAUAUAUAUCCAGAUGGUGGAAUUAAUACCAUAAAAGUGUAUGGUACAGUAUUGGAGGAUUAA